GGGGUGAGGGGAGGCCCCGGGCUGAGGCCGGGCCUGGGGUGUCAGCCAUGGGCCCGGGGAGACCCGGUCCCCGGCGCUGGAUUCACAGAAGCCUCAUAUUUCUCAUCAAGGCGUGUGUUUUAACAGUUUUAAUUAUUUAUGUCACCAUACCAUUUGCCAUGAAGAUAAAUCCUGUUAUUGCACCAAUGAUGAUCUAUUUUAAUUUAUUCAGAUCUCCUUUCAUUGAUCUGCAGCAUCCUGGAAAGUUUAUAAACCACACUGUAAAUCUAUAUCUCACUCCCGAAGAAGGAGUUACAGUUGGAGUCUGGCAUACUGUACCAGAAAGUAGGUGGAUGGAAACUCGAGGGAAAGAUCAGCAGUGGUAUGAAGCUACACUGUCAGAUGGUAAUCCAGUAAUAGUUUAUCUCCAUGGCAAUGGAGGCAAUAGGGCUGAAAGCUACAGAGUUGCACUGGUAAAGGUGCUGAGUGCAAAUGGAUUUCAUGUACUAGCCAUGGACUAUAGAGGAUGGGGAGAUUCUACAGGUUACCCUAGUGAGGAAGGAUUGACUAUGGAUUCCGUCCACCUCUAUGAGUGGGCCAGAGCUCGGAGUGGGAGAAGUUUUGUGUGUCUCUGGGGACACUCGUUGGGCACUGGUGUGGCCUCAAACACUGCACGAAGGCUACAAGAGAAAGGACGUCCGGCUGAUGCAAUUGUACUGGAAGCUCCAUUUACAACUAUACGAGAAGAAGUAACCUGUCACCCAUUUUCAGUGAUUUACAAGCAGUUUCCUGGAUUUGAAUGGUUCUUCUUAGAUCCAGUAACAGAAAAUAAUAUUGUUUUUCAUAACAUUGAAAAUCUGAAGUCAGUAUCUAGCCCUGUGUUGAUUCUGCAUGCAGAAGAUGAUCCCAUCAUACCGUUUGAAUUGGGUAGAAAGCUCUACAGAUCGCUGCAUGAUUCACGGAUAUUCAAGGAACAAGUGAAGUUUGUUGCAUUCCCUGGCAUACUUGGGUAUAAGCACAACUUAAUUUAUAGAGACCCACGAUUGCCAGAAAUUCUAAAGGAGUUCUUCAAGAGCACUACCAAAUGUUGAACUUAUGGUACAGUGAACUUAUGUCGAUGGUACAGAACAACCUGGUGGUGUACAUUUAAAAAAAAUAUUUGGCAUGUACGAUGGCAAAUCGUUCCACUGGCUGGACAUAGCUGGUGCACUGUAGUUUGUAUUAAAGAUUAGGUACAACA
Molecule: messenger RNA, 1219 nt
Organism: Callorhinchus milii (elephant shark)
Lineage: Eukaryota; Metazoa; Chordata; Chondrichthyes; Chimaeriformes; Callorhinchidae
Product: lysophosphatidylserine lipase ABHD12
Exons: 13
Coding region: 48-1070 (340 amino acids)
Biological process (GO): phosphatidylserine catabolic process; monoacylglycerol catabolic process
Cellular component (GO): endoplasmic reticulum membrane
Molecular function (GO): phosphatidylcholine lysophospholipase A1 activity; monoacylglycerol lipase activity
Source: RefSeq, a predicted model, not a curated record